GCACGAGCCCUGUACGUCUCGCUUGCCACACGGAUAGAGAGAAGCCUGGCUUCUGAAGUAAUUUUUCGGUGUAAACACGAUACCUUGAACCCCAAAUCCUAUCCGUUCAGACUCCUGCUUCGCCGUAUCAUUUUCAUUCCCCAUUGCCUUCACUCCCCUUUUCGCAUCUGCUUUUGCUCAGAUUCCCAGCUUAUCCAACGUAAUACCUGCUUGUUUUUUCCUUCGGUUACAGGUCAGACAAAGCUGAGUCAAUUGGGAGACUUCAGGGUAAUGUCUCCAUCUUUUCCUCUUCUUCCCACUCGUAUUGAAGACAAAUAUAUGAAACCCGCAGAUUCUUUUUCCUCUGCUGCACGAGACCUGACUGCAAAUCCUGCAUCAGUGCAGGCUUUUUCAUCAAAUUCCAACCUGAGAAGUGGAGGGCACAUGCUUUCGUCACCUUCUAAAUGCCUGAAUGACAUCUCUUUUUCCUCAAUUUCACAACAUGAUAGGCAGUAUCAAGGUUCUCCCUUCAUUUCUAAGACAUUGAGAAGAGAUGAUGUGAUGCCCUGGCUAGGAGCUUCCCUUACUCAGAGUGGGGAAGAUGCUUCUUUCCCACCUUCACAUUCUUCUCAUCCAGAAAUACAUUUGGCAGCGUGCAUUUCUCAACCCCCGGAAAGUGAUGAUAUUCCCUGGGGACCAGAUCCCUUUCAGGAUAUUCUUGAUCUCUCUGCAAAUGAUUCCAUCCAGAAUGAUCAGAUGGAAAGUAGUUCUUGUUAUAUGUCUGAUGACAACACCAAAAAAACUGAUUUUGGGGAGUGGGUAGAUCAGUUAAUGUCAGUUGAUGAAUCUCCUCAUCCAAACUGGAGCCAGCUUCUUGUUGAUGAUAAUGUACCAGAUUCAAAACCAAAGGAGCCCGAUGCCACCAAGCAGCAGCAUGCACCAUCUGGAGAAGUCAGUGCUCCUCCUACUUCAGCAUCGAAUGCGCUACAAAGUAAGCCUAGAAUGCGUUGGACUCCAGAACUUCAUGAAGCUUUCGUGGAAGCAGUGAAUAAGCUUGGUGGUGGCGAGAAGGCUACUCCAAAGGGUGUUUUGAAUCUAAUGAAAAUUGAGGCUCUUACUAUCUAUCAUGUGAAAAGCCACCUACAGAAGUAUAGAACAGCCAGAUUCAAACCCGAAUCAUCAGGAGGAGCUUCUGAGAACAAAUCGACAACCAAAGAAAUGAAAUCUUCAGACUUGAGAGCUAGCAUGGGGAUUACUGAAGCAUUGCGGUUGCAGAUGGAACUCCAGAAGCGGCUCCAUGAACAACUUGAGGUUCAAAGGAAGUUGCAGAUUCAAAUAGAAAACCAAGGGAAGCGUCUUCAGGUGAUGUUUGAGAAACAAAGAGAGAUGGAGGACAGCAAACACAUGACAUCAUCAUCCUCCUUGGACAGGCCCACGGUAUUAACUUCCCACACAAGUGAGGGUCAAGAAACCUUAAAUGAGGGUCAGGAAAAAUCUGGAGUCAGCAAUAUCAAUGCAAGAAUCAUGGACAAAGAAUGUUCUGAGGAUGCCUGCACAAGGCAAGAAGUGGAAGAAACUAAAGUUACUAAUGAAGAAGAGGCGGGGUAUGAUCAGUUGGGUGCACCAGCCUCCAAACGGGUGAAAAGUAGAUGACAGCAGAAUUAUCUUUGUGAUGGCAUUUAGUAUCGCUGCUGCUUCUAGGGAUAACAUGUUCAAAUUGCCCUGUUGAUUUAUUAUUUCUUAUCCGAUUUGGGUAAAACCUUGUUUGCGAGCUGUGUUACUCCUGACAUUUGUUGUAGACAAGGUUUUAUAUGUUUAGACUCUCUAGAACUUGUUAAAAGAAGUAUUAUUGGAUCUGGGGAAAUGUUUUUAUGGUGUUU
Messenger RNA from Prosopis cineraria, 1859 nucleotides. Its product is annotated as protein PHR1-LIKE 1-like. The coding region runs from base 271 to 1632 and encodes 453 amino acids. The transcript has 8 exons. The record is from RefSeq and is a predicted model, not a curated record. Gene Ontology annotation, molecular function: DNA binding; DNA-binding transcription factor activity. NCBI's taxonomy places the organism in Eukaryota, Viridiplantae, Streptophyta, Magnoliopsida, Fabales, Fabaceae.